AUGAAUAUGAUGCGCACCAAACGUACUAACACGGCUCCGUUGGAAGACGCCUCCACGGCUCCAGCGACCUUCAACGACGGCCUGCCGCUACCAAAGCUGAUCGCCUUUGAUCUGGACUAUACUCUGUGGCCUUUCUGGGUUGACACGCAUGUCAGUGCCCCCGUCAAGUCGCGCGACAACAACUCCCGCUGUACAGACCGGUUCGGCCAUUCCAUCCAUUCCCCUGUAUUUCUCCCCAGUACCAAAAUAUUAAUUUAUAAAUAUAAAAACAGAUGGAACGAAUCUUUCGCCUUCUAUCCCGCCGUAUCUUCUAUCAUCUACGCGUGUAAAAGCCGCGCAAUCCCCCUGGCAUUGGCUUCCCGCACACAUGCCCCGGAUCUCGCUCGCGACAUGCUCAAGGCCCUUCACAUCAUCCCCACGUUCUCGGAUAAUCUAUCAACGAAGACCAAGUCCAUCCGCGCGCUUGAUUACUUCGAUCAUGUCCAGAUCUUUCCCGGGAACAAGACCCAGCAUUUUGCUAGGAUCCAUCAGACUAGCGGGGUGCAGUACGAGGAAAUGCUCUUCUUCGAUGACGAAGCACGGAACCGCAAUGUCGAGACGGAGCUGGGAGUGACGUUUUGUAUGAUUAGGGAUGGUAUGACCCGGGAUGAGGUAGAUCGGGGAGUGUGGGCAUGGCGGAAGAGGAAUGGAAUUAAACGGGAGAAUGGGGAGAGGAAUUGA
Molecule: messenger RNA, 720 nt
Organism: Aspergillus tanneri
Lineage: Eukaryota; Fungi; Ascomycota; Eurotiomycetes; Eurotiales; Aspergillaceae
Product: Mg-dependent acid phosphatase
Exons: 1
Coding region: 1-720 (239 amino acids)
Molecular function (GO): acid phosphatase activity
Source: RefSeq, a predicted model, not a curated record